Messenger RNA from Symbiodinium sp. CCMP2592, 279 nucleotides. The record is from the annotation of a GenBank genome assembly. NCBI's taxonomy places the organism in Eukaryota, Dinophyceae, Suessiales, Symbiodiniaceae.
AUGCGAGAGUCGUCCGAUGCCGAGGAGCAAAUCGUGCUUCAAGAUGUCGCGCACCCCGUCUUCCUCUUGUACAUCUACACCGAUCAGGCCUUGUUGGUCGGAGAAAUCUCCUCCGAGCUGGCGGUGCACCUGCUCAUUGCGGCUGAGCGGUUCCUCUUAGAUCGCUUGAAGGCUUCCCAGCCACUUUGCAGACUUUCCAAAUUCAAUGAGAUCUCUACCUACCUCCAAUGUCAGUACCAUGUAGAGUUGGUCGGGUCUGUUUGCCCUCCUGGGCCCUAG